Molecule: messenger RNA, 4534 nt
Organism: Cyprinus carpio (common carp)
Lineage: Eukaryota; Metazoa; Chordata; Actinopteri; Cypriniformes; Cyprinidae
Product: protein NLRC3-like
Molecular function (GO): protein binding
Source: RefSeq, a predicted model, not a curated record
CCACCCAGUGGAACCAAAUGUUUUAGAAACUGGACAGCCUAACCCGCUCCGUGUUCACGUCAGAUAUAGGGUGUGGUUUCUAUAGUACCCUGAAAGUUUAUUCUCAUUCUGAUAACAAAAUUUGAUCUCAACAGUUUAAGUGAAUUUACUUGGUUUAGCUGUUUAAUCAUUCUGUAAUAGACCUACCGGGAAACCGAAAGUGAAAGUAGAACCUUCAGUCGCUGGAGAGUUUUGUUUGCCCUCUGGUUGAAAACCGCUGAUCUAAAACUAUUAUUUGUGAAGAGAUGGAGCACAGAGACACUGCAGCAUAUCCAGCAGCCAGCUCUGUGUCUGUGAAAACUAACAAAUCCAUGGAUUUUCCACUUCGAUUCAGUGAAGGAGUGGUGACCUUUGAGCCCAGUUGUGAGAGGGAUUAUCAGAUCUGUGUGGAGUCCAAAUGUGUGGUGUGUAGGGAGGUUCUGAAAGAUCCAGUCUCCAUAACCUGUGGACACAGUUUCUGCAGAAAAUGCAUUAUCUGUUACUGGGAGAAGUUGAGGCAAGCAGAAUACUUUGAUUGUCCUCAUUGCAAAAAGAGAUCCAAAACACAUUCUGUUCUACAAACAGUCAUGGGGGCAUCCAGUUCUGCAGGUACUGCUGACUCUAAUACACAAGCAGCCCUACAGGAGGAGACUGGAGACCUGCAGAAAGCAGUAGAUGAUAAACUUCAGAGAGUCAGAGACAAGCACAAAACCAGAAUGAAGAACAAGUACGAGAGCUUAUUUGAGGGAAUGAAACUCCAAGAGAAUGAAACCCUCCUCAACAGGAUCUACACACAACUUUACAUCAUAGAAGGAGAGAGUGAUGGAGUGAAUGAAGAACAUGAGGUUUUACAGAUGGAGAAAACAGCCAGAACACAACUUGCACAAGACACUUCCAUCUACUGCAAUGACAUGUUUAAAGCCUCAGCUAAAGCAGGAUGUGAGGAGAAAGACCAAAUCAAGACUGUUCUUACUAAAGGCAUCGCUGGAAUCGGAAAAACCAUCUCUGUGCAAAAGUUCAUUUUGGACUGGGCAGAGGGAAAAGCCAAUCAGGAUAUAGAUUUCAUGUUUUUGCUUCCAUUUCGAGAGCUGAACUUGAUUCAAGACCGUCAAUAUAGUCUUCACAGACUACUGCUGGACUUUUAUCCCGAACUUCAAGAUCUGGACUCAAAGACAUAUGAGGAGUGUAAAAUUGUGUUCAUCUUUGAUGGUUUGGAUGAAAGCAGAAUCACACUGAUGUUUUCAGAUGCUCAGAAAGUUUGUGAUGUGACUGAAACUUCAUCAGUGGGUGUGUUGAUGUCAAACCUCAUGCAAGGCGAGCUGCUUCCCUCUGCUCUCAUCUGGAUCACCUCCAGACCAGCAGCAGCCAAUCAGAUCCCCUCCAAAUACAUAAACCGUCUGACAGAAAUUCAGGGGUUCAAUGAGCCUCAGAAGGAAGAAUAUUUCAGGAAGAGAAUCAGUGACCAGCAUCAAGCUGACAGGAUCAUCUCACACAUUAGAAAAGCAAGAAGCCUACAUAUCAUGUGCCACAUCCCCGUCUUCUGCUGGAUCUCAUCAACUGUGCUUCAGAAGCUCUUGAAGGAAGAUCUGAGUGCAGAAAUCCCCCAAACUCUGACUGAAAUGUAUAUCCACUUCCUGCUGAUUCAGAUCAACAUGAGGAACCAGAAGUAUGAAGAGAGAGAUCCAGAGAACCUCCUGAAAUCCAGCAGAGAAGUGAUUGUGAAACUUGCUGAAGUGGCUUUCAAACAACUGAGGAAGGGCAAUGUUAUGUUCUAUGAGGAAGACCUGAGUGAGAGCGGCAUAGACAUCACUGAUGCCUCAGUGUAUUCUGGGAUUUGCACCGAGAUCUUCAAAGAGGAAUCUGUUAUUCAUCAGAGAAAAGUGUACAGCUUCAUUCAUCUGAGCAUUCAGGAGUUUCUUGCUGCUUUUCAUGUGUUUUACUGCUACUUAAGCUGUACAAUGGAGACCCUUAAGGUUUUUGAUUCAAUGCAUUAUCUGUAUAAAGGAGCAAUAGAUAAAGCCAUUGGGAGUGAAAAUGGACAUCUGGAUCUGUUCCUGCGGUUUCUGCUGGGCAUCUCACUUGAGUCCAAUCAGAGACUCUUACAGGAUCUACUGACACACACAGAGAACAGCUCAGAGAGCAUCAGGAGAACAACACAGUAUAUUAAAGAGAAGAUCAAAGAUGGACAUGGACUCUCCACUGAAAGAUCCAUCAAUCUGUUCCUCUGCCUGCUGGAAGUGAAAGAUCAGAGUCUGUCCAGAGAGAUUCAGGAGUUUGUAAAAUCAGACAAACACUCAGAGAAGAAGCUCUCUCCUGCUCAAUGCUCAACAAUUGCCUACAUGCUUCAAAUGUCAGAGGAGGCACUGGAUGAGUUUGAUCUGAAGAGAUACAACACAUCAGAUGAGGGUAGAAAAAGACUGAUACCAGCUGCGAGUAACUGCACAAAAGCUCUAUUCGCUGACUGUAGAUUCACUGCUCAGUACUGUGAGAAUUUAUCAUCAGCACUUGAGUUCUCAAACAUUGCACUGAGAGAGCUGGACCUGACUAAUAAUGAUCUACAGGAUUCAGGAGUGAAGAUGCUCUUUGAUGGAUUGAAGAGUCCAAACUGUCAGCUGCAGAUACUGAGAUUGCCCAGCUGUAAUCUCACUGGUCAGUCCUGUGAAAUUGUAUCAUCAGAUCUACAAUCCCCUAACUGUGCCCUGAGAGAGCUGGACUUGAGUAACAAUGACCUGCAGGAUUCAGGAGUGAAGCUGCUCUCUGAUGGACUGAAGAGUCCAAACUGUCAGCUGCAGAUACUGAGGUUGUCUGGCUGUAUGGUGACAGAGGAAGGCUGUGGUUUUGUGUCUUCAGCUCUGAGUUCAAACCCCUCACACCUGAGAGAGCUGGAUCUGAGCUACAAUCACCCAGGACAAUCAGGAGUCCAGCGACUCAGUGACAAACUGAACGAUCCAAACUGCUCACUGCAGACACUCAAUGUGGACCAUGGAGCAGAGUUCAGGAUUACAGCAGGACUACGGAAGUAUGCCUGUGAUCUCACACUUGACCCAAACACAGCACACACUCAAGUCAUCCUAUCUGAGGACAAGAAGAUGGCAAAGCAUACGAAAGACCAUCAGUCAUAUCCUGAUCAUCCAGAGAGAUUUGAAUGUCUUCAGGUUCUUUGUGGAGAGAGUCUGACUGGACGAUGUUUCUGGGAAGCUGAAUGGAUUGGGACGGGGACAGAAAUAUCAGUGUCAUAUAAAGGAAUCAGCAGGAAAGGAGGAAGUGACUGUAUGUUUGGAUUCAAUCAAAAGUCUUGGAAUCUAAGUGGCUUUUAUAAACGUUUCAUUGCCUGUCACAACAAUAACAGCACUGAUAUACCUGCACCUUCAUUUUCAUCUAAUAGAGUAGGUGUGUAUCUGGACUGGUCUGCUGGUACUCUGUCCUUCUACAGUGUCUCUGACACACACACACUCACACACAUACACACUUUCAACACCACGUUCACUGAACCCGUCUAUGCUGGGUUUGGGGUUUAUUACGACUCAUCAGUGUCUCUGUGUCACAUGGUACAACAAGGAUGUCAAACAUAAAAAUAUGAAAGAAAAAAGUAUAGACAACAUAUUUAUAACAUUCCUACAAAGGUAUUAGAAGAAGACACUUUCUUACUCCAGGAGCCCUGGGGGUCUCUUAGUGUUUCAAUGAAACUGUAAUGUUUAAUUAUUGCAUGGACAUAACAUUAUUUUAUGUUAUUUUUCCCAGUUUUGUAUAUAAUCUCUGAAAAUGUAAGUGCUGUACAUGCUGUUUUCUAAAGGAAUUAACAGACAGCCACUAAAUAACUCUGACAGAGCAAAUCCUCAUUGUCACUUCACAAGGAAAGCAGGUCAGAAUUUAAAGGGGGUUUCUGUUAUUUUGCCUUCAAAAUUCAAGAUAUGGUUGUAAAAAAUGCCACCUUUAUGAGUUCUUGUUUGUAUAUCUAUGUGUGUGUGUGUGUGUGUGUGUGUGUAUAUAUAUAUAUAUAUAUAUAUAUAUAUAUAUAUAUAAUAUAUAUAUAUAUAUAUAUAUAUGUUAACAUAGUUAAGCAAUAUCAAUUUAGCAGCAAUACUGUUUUCCUGAAUAUCAGCACUGCAAAUCUGAUAUUGAUUAUUAUUAUUAUUUUUUUCCAUGUUAAGUGACUUACAAAUAAAUCCACAGCAGAAUUUUUAUGCACCUUUGAGCUAUUUGUUCCUGACUGAAUCCCUGUUUUGAACGAAUUGGUCGAGCAAAUUAUUCAAUUACCCAUUCAUAAAUUAGUCCCUUUGAACAAAUCAAAUGAUUCAAACUGUGUGUAAGUACAUCUAAUGCCACUUUAAAUGCAGCUUCUGUGCCUCUUUGUGGUACCCUCUCCAGUGCAAGAAUGGAUUUUGUUGAUAAUGAUCUAUUACAGCCCUAUAUUAACUUAUUAUUUGCUAAAUUUGAUAGAAUUCAAGAAAUUGAAAAUAAGGGUGAAACACUUAAAAUUCAAACUUGUAUUUAAAAUUGUGCCAUAUUUUUAUGA